GUAUUGGCCACUGUUUCUGUCGCUCAGUGGAUUCAUGCGCAGUGUCGAAGGGAGGAGUAAACAGCAGUGAGUCACAGCUAACAGGCUAGUGUUCAGCUAUAGAAUGGACAUGAGUACCAGUGAGUGUUUUGGAUGUGGCCGUUCUGGACACUGGAUCAAGAACUGCCCUAAUGCUGGUCGUGGUCGUGGCAGGGGCCGAGGACGAGGAAAGGAUCUGUUCUGUUACCGGUGUGGUGAGCAAGGACACAUCGCCAGAGAUUGCGAACAGACUGAGGAUGCAUGCUACAACUGCCACAGGAGUGGCCAUAUUUCCAGAGACUGUAAAGAACCCAAAAAGGAGCGAGAGCAGUGUUGUUAUAACUGCGGUAAAGCCGGUCAUGUGGCACGCGACUGUGACCAUGCCAACGAGCAGAAGUGCUACUCCUGCGGGGGCUUUGGGCACAUCCAGAAAUUAUGUGACAAGGUGAAGUGUUACAGGUGUGGGGAAAUCGGUCAUGUGGCGGUGCAGUGCAGCAAGGCCACUGAGGUGAACUGCUACAACUGCGGCAAGACCGGUCAUCUGGCGAGAGACUGCAGCAUCGAAGCGUCUGCGUAGCUCAUUUUCCUCUGUCGCUCCCUCCUUUCCUGAUUGAUGGUUGUUUCUCUUCUCUGAAUCCUCUUCAUUGGCCAAAGGCUGGCAAACAGAGGCCUUCCCGGGCCAGUGAGCAGAUAUGAGUUUGUUUUUCCUUCGUUAUAAAGUAAAAGGGGUGGAAAAAAAUAUCUUAUUGCGUUUAAAACAAAAUGUUUUUUUAGGUAGAGGUGUAAUGUAAGACGCUUUGUUAAAGGGCCCCUUUCAAUGCCGCUGGUGAAAAGAUCCAAUACUGGGACAUCAAGAGCCACAUGGAAUGUCUGGGAUCACAGAAGUGAACCUCAGACCAAAUGUAAGAGAAAAGUCGGGUGAAGGAUCAAUUCUGGUGUUUUGUUUUCUUCUUUUUUUGUGUGUUUGUGGUUCUAUGGAGAAAUAUGUAAGCUGGCUUAAGAGGACAGACAAAAACCAUUUUCAUCGCAGGAAGUCCAUUAAGAUCAGGUCCCCACUAGCAGUUCACAGCAAAGAGCGUGUCUACUAUGGAAAUAUUAUAUUGAUAUUUGGGAUUAAGUUGAAUAACUGAAAUAAUAUCUUUUUGAUUUUUUUUUUUCCCCUUUUUUUUCCUUUUGAAUUUUUCCUUUUCCUUUUUGUUUUCCUAAAAAAAAUUAAGUUUGCAGAUUCAGCAAACAAUGCUUGUUAAUGGAAGUUCCAGAGUAAAUUUUAGUCCUUUCUACCUUAAGUUAUCCAGAAAAAAAUAGAGAACAUGUGGAAUUAGAAAACAAAGAAAAGAAUGUUUUCACAGAAAUCAGAUAUUUUUGUACAAUAUCACUUGGACUACUGUAAGAAUAUCAUUGCUUGUACUCAGUUUUUAAGUCGAAAGAAAAUUGCAACUUAAGUCCUAGAACAUAGAUAUGUAAUUUUAAACUGUCAAUAAAGCUGGAGGAGGAUGA
This is a messenger RNA of Danio aesculapii, 1515 nucleotides long. It is a transcript of the gene cnbpa, whose product is annotated as CCHC-type zinc finger, nucleic acid binding protein a. Gene Ontology annotation, molecular function: single-stranded RNA binding; translation regulator activity; zinc ion binding. The transcript is spliced from 5 exons. Gene Ontology annotation, cellular component: cytoplasm. Gene Ontology annotation, biological process: positive regulation of cytoplasmic translation. Bases 104 to 595 code for a protein of 163 amino acids. NCBI's taxonomy places the organism in Eukaryota, Metazoa, Chordata, Actinopteri, Cypriniformes, Danionidae. The record is from RefSeq and is a predicted model, not a curated record.